Molecule: messenger RNA, 3030 nt
Organism: Drosophila melanogaster (fruit fly)
Lineage: Eukaryota; Metazoa; Arthropoda; Insecta; Diptera; Drosophilidae
Exons: 6
Coding region: 577-2577 (666 amino acids)
Source: RefSeq, marked reviewed
CUGCAGUUUGAAUUUUGAGUCGUGCGCGCUAACGCUCGUUUUCCACGCUUUUCCGCUCGACAAUUUUCCAACGGCGGCCACAACAAUUACAGGCGACAAAAGCGUGCAAAUAAAAACUUGUGUUUCUGCUUUCCCAACGUUUUACUGCAGUUUCCUUCGCUGUCUGCGAGACGGCGGACUUUCUUGCGGCUUUCGUUUUUCCGUUCGCGUGUGUGUUUUCUUUCGGUGUUUUUGUGUGUUUUCCGCUGCGAAUACGGAACGCAAAAGGAAGAGCCACGAUAAAAAACACAAAGGAAAAUUGGUAAAACGCGGCGCCGCCACUUUUGCCAAAUUGAUUUUUAUUGUAUGAGACGCAGAGUUCAAGCAUUAUAUAAAGAAUCAAGCAAGGAUAAGGUGAAACUCGCUAAUUGUCGGGUGGAAAAAGGUUAGCAAUACACAGAGCAAACGGGAUGUAAAGGAUAAGCAAAGCCGACACCAUAAGCGAUUGAAAAACGAAGCAGAGGAGAGGACGAAGGACUCCACUUUUCCAGAGCGCUUCGUUUCCCAGGAGGCAAGGUGAAUCUGUUCCAGCACACGAUGUCAUCGAUCUCGGCGCAGGGCGUGGUCGAGCGAGCAUCCGCGGAGUUGUCGAAGCGGAUCAAUGGCCUGGGCCUGCGCUCGAAGCACCAUCAUAGCAGCACAUCCAGUGGUGCUGGUGGCGCCGGCGAUGCUGCAUCCCCGGCAGGAGCCACGCCCACUCCGGCAGCGCCCAGCGGCAAGACGUCGGUGAUGGAGCGCGUAACGAACGCCCUGUGCGGCGGUGGCAACUCAAAUUCUAACUCAGGAUCGAAUAGCUCCAAUAGCAACACCUCUUCAGCGUCUGCCACCGCUGCCACAUCGCCCGCCAGCAACGCCAAUCCUCCACAGACGCCGGACAAACCGUCGCGUGGCAGUAGCCCCAGUCCCGGCGGUAUCACAAUGCCAGGUGGCCAGUCGCAGGUCCAGAACUCCACACACCACCUCCUGCAGCAGCAACAACAGCAACAGCAGCAUAUGCAGCUGCAACAAUCGCAGCAGCAGCAUCUCCAGCUGCAAGCCUCCACGCUGAUCAACUCCAACCACCAUGUGAUGGUGGGUCCUGCUCCGCCCACUGGCAUGCCUCUGGGUGCCCCGCCCACGCCGACAGUGAAGUCCAUUGCCAAGCAGAUGAACAUAACCAUACCGGGUGGCGGAGUAAAUCCCGGUUCGCCCACCUUCAGCACCAUGGGCAUGGUGGCCGCCCAGAAGGCGGCGGCCAGUGCUGGAGGUACACCGUUGCAGUUGCGGAAACAACUGCCCAAUCCUCACCUGCACCAUCCGUAUGGCAGUAUGGGCAUCAACGCAGCAUCGCCGCUGAUCAUGCAACACCAGCUCCACCCGCCGCCUAUCCACAGCAUCGAGCAGCUGAUGCUCGACGAUCGCUUUCUGAGCCGCUUCUUCCAGUACUUCUCCCCCUACGAACGGCGCAUCCUUGCCCAGGUGUGCAUCAAGUGGCGGGACACACUGUACCGCAGUCCGCGCUACUGGAGCGGCCUGUUGCCCACGCUGCAGUGCCGCGAGCUGCGCCAAAUGCCAGGCUGCGAUCGCGGCAAACUCUACAACUCGCUCAUCCGGCGCGGAUUCCACGCUCUCGGACUGGUCGGCGCCUCCGACGAAGACGCCCUGGAUGUCGUCCACUCCUUCCCCCUCGCAUCCAAGCAUGUCCACUCGCUCAGUCUGCGCUGCUCCUCGAUUAGCGACCGGGGACUGGAGACCCUGCUUGACCACCUGCAGAGUUUGUUUGAACUGGAGCUGGCUGGCUGCAACGAGGUGACCGAGGCGGGACUGUGGGCGUGUCUAACGCCCCGAAUCGUAUCCCUAUCCCUGGCGGACUGCAUCAACAUCGCGGACGAGGCGGUGGGCGCGGUGGCCCAGCUCCUGCCCUCCCUCUACGAGUUCUCGCUGCAGGCUUACCACGUCACGGAUGCGGCUCUCGGCUACUUCUCGCCCAAACAGAGCCACAGCCUCAGCAUCCUGCGACUGCAGUCGUGCUGGGAACUAACCAACCAUGGCAUCGUUAAUAUCGUGCACUCCCUGCCGCAUCUCACGGUGCUAAGCCUCUCCGGCUGCAGCAAACUGACGGAUGAUGGAGUGGAGCUGAUUGCCGAGAACCUGCAGAAGCUGCGCGCCCUGGACCUGUCCUGGUGUCCCCGCAUCACGGACGCCUCGCUCGAGUAUAUCGCCUGUGAUCUGAACCAGCUGGAGGAGCUGACGCUGGAUAGGUGUGUGCACAUAACGGACAUUGGCGUGGGAUACAUCUCCACAAUGCUAUCGCUGACCGCCCUCUUCCUGCGCUGGUGCUCCCAGGUGCGCGACUUCGGGCUGCAGCACCUCUGCUCCAUGCGGAACCUCCAGGUGCUUUCCCUCGCCGGCUGUCCGCUGCUUACCUCGUCGGGUCUGUCCAGCCUGAUCCAGCUGAGGCAUCUGCAGGAGCUGGAACUGACCAACUGCCCGGGUGCGUCGCACGAGCUGUUUGACUACCUGAAGGAGCACCUGCCUCGCUGCCUGAUCAUCGAAUAAUCGAUGGAUGGAGAUGAUCGGAUACGGAACCCCUGAGCACUGAUUUUCGAUUCGGUUCGGUUUGGGUUCGGGUUCGGUGCGAUGCGGCGAACCAUUUGAGUAUGCUAAUUUGGUACACCUAACCUCCAGUCGGCAAGUUCCUCGCGUGCUAUGUGACUUUAACUUUCCGUCAACACUGUACUCUAUCCCUUAUAGUUUUAGACUUAUUUUGAUUUCUGCUGUGAUUUGAUACGGAACUUAGUUAAGUUGAUCUGUUUAAGACGAUGAUGUACCACAAAAGACCCGAAGAUGAUAUUUAUUUACAUGCAAUACAAUAUGUCUAAUAUACAUAUACAUGAAUAUAUAUUUAUAUUUAUAAAUAUACAUUAUUUAUAUUAUUGUAGUUUUUAACAAACGUUUUAUUUACUACUCUCGCUGUAUUUAAACAUGCAGACUACGUGUAAAAUACUACUG